This is a messenger RNA of Thecamonas trahens ATCC 50062, 708 nucleotides long. RefSeq lists its product as uncharacterized. Lineage: Eukaryota; Apusomonadida; Apusomonadidae. The transcript has a single exon. The coding region runs from base 1 to 708 and encodes 235 amino acids. The record is from RefSeq and is a predicted model, not a curated record.
AUGGCCGUCCCGCCGGGUCUGCUGAUGUCGUGCGGCGGAUUCAACGAGGGAACCGGCUUGUUUGAACGAUGGCACACAUCGUUGGCUAUUGGUGCUGAUGGACGGGCUGUCAAGAAGUAUGUCUUUGUUCGCGGCCACGAGGAUCACUCAAACGACGAGAACGAGACCUCCAUCAGGGUGCUGACCGGCACCUGGCUCCCGCAUGCAGAUGGCUUUGGCCGAUUUGGUUCCGAUCUGGUGGCGUUUCUGGCAGCUGCACUAGGCCCUGACCCGCUGCCAUCUGAUCUGGCUGAUGCAGAUCGCCAAGAGCAGAAACCGAUCCUGGUCCCGCGCCCGCUUGACGCUGGGUCGCAGAAUGAGGAUUCGUCUGGCAGGCUAGCCAACCUUAGCUACAACUACGGCAGCGAGAGCGGCGACUCGAGCGACGAUGACAAGCCGAACAUUGUCAACCGAGAUGCGGUGGCCAAGGAGGUGCGGAUCCUUGCCCGUGUUGAGGUUGAUCCUGGCCGGUGCGUCAACGACAUGAACAGCCCAGGUCGCAGCGGCGAUCGCAGGCCACAGGAAGGCGUCGAGGUCAUCAGCAUGCGACUGGUCGACAUCUCGAUCGAGAACAACCUGAUCUUUGCCGCAGCAGCUGAUGCCGACCACAUGCCCGUUCCCGAAGUGAUCGAGGCGCUCUACGACGGCGAGUUUGAGUACUACUCGUAG